Arabidopsis lyrata subsp. lyrata is the source of this 792-nucleotide messenger RNA. RefSeq lists its product as uncharacterized. The transcript is spliced from 2 exons. The record is from RefSeq and is a predicted model, not a curated record. Bases 128 to 619 code for a protein of 163 amino acids. NCBI's taxonomy places the organism in Eukaryota, Viridiplantae, Streptophyta, Magnoliopsida, Brassicales, Brassicaceae.
CGCAAAUCUUAACAAUUAUCAAGGAAAAAAGAAAGAACGAAAUGUCUUCGUCGAAGCCAGAACAAGAAGUACUACAACACUUCAACCAUAUCCACCCAUUAAAGUUGGUUAUCUCUGGUCCCUUCAAAUGCAAUGGCUGCAACCAGGGGUGGACCCACGUUGGUGGAAAGGGGUGCAGUUGCACCAGGGUUCAAUUCUCCACAAGUGUAUUUUUUUGCACUGGGUAAAACUUUUGGCUGGGUCCGCUACUGGCUGCAACCUUCUCGACUCUGGAAAGACGUACUACUGCGCCAAGUGUGACUACCAUCUUCACGACCACUGUGCCUCGUGUCCUCCUACCCUCCACAACUAUAUGCAUCCACAGCACGAGCUCCAGCUAGUCUUCAAAGGACCAGAACAUUAUUGCGACAUCUGCACUAAAUCAGUCCAGGGGCUCUAUUACCGUUGUAACGCUUGCGAUUUCGAUGCCCAUGCAGUCUGCGCACUGCUGACUGAGGGUCUAGAGCCGCGUCACUCUAAAAGAGAAAGAGCGGCUCGCUUCUUGAAGAACGUAGGGCUUGGGGUUGUUAGCAAUAUCAUCGCUUCGCCAAUUUCCGACAUCCUUAAACAGAUGUUUUGAAAUGGCACGUCAGUAAAUUUAUGCCAUUAAGGUCUGGCACAGUGCCGGCCCGGUAAAUUUGGGUGCCCUAAUCAAAAUUAAAGUCCAUAAAAAAAAUUAUUUUAAAUUAGAUUUUUACUAUUAAAAAGUAUGUUAUAGUUGUCUCUAAAAGUCCACAAUAUUUUUAAAAGGCC